Messenger RNA from Polypterus senegalus (gray bichir), 2648 nucleotides. RefSeq lists its product as uncharacterized. Bases 547 to 2064 code for a protein of 505 amino acids. The transcript has a single exon. Gene Ontology annotation, molecular function: GTP binding. The record is from RefSeq and is a predicted model, not a curated record. Lineage: Eukaryota; Metazoa; Chordata; Cladistia; Polypteriformes; Polypteridae.
UCAGUCAUUUGCCUUUACUCUUUUGGCGAAUUAGAUUGCGAUUUUCAAAUACCAUCUAAGCCUCUGCCUCCUGCUGAGAAAUGUGUGUCUAGUGAUAGCAUUACAGUAAAACUUGAGAAUCCAACACAAAACACUCAGCUGGAGUAUAAGAAAAGAGAAGAUGAUGAGUGGACAGUGAAGAACAUCCAUGACGAUCAUGAAGAAUUAAUUCUUUCAGGACUCCUUCCAGAGUCAGUCUAUCAACUGCGAUACAAGACUGUUUGCUGGUCAGAUGUGGGGGUAGCUAGUGAUGUGACUGAAAUUAAAACCCAUUGCAAGACCUCAGCAUGUUUACCUGAGCAAAAAAUAGAAGAAACUUUCAUAAAUAAACCCCCUGAUAUUAAAGACAGACUCGCUUUUAAACUUAAGUCUAAAGAUACUUUGCUAAAACAAGGUAGUCCUAGUUUUUAUCAACUGAAGUUGAGAUCAGAUUACAUCAACAAGUACAGGGAAAUAGUAAAAUGUACUUUUGGAGAACAAAUAAGCUACAGACCAAAAAGAACAAUAAUGCUCCUUGGAGCCACUGGAUCUGGGAAAUCCACACUCAUCAAUGGAAUGAUCAAUUACAUUCUCGGAGUUCAGUGGGACGAUGACUUGAGGUUCAAACUGAUUUAUGAAGAAACUUGUAAAUCUCAGGCUGAAAGUCAGACCUCUAAAAUUACUGCUUAUGAAAUGAAGCAUCAGGAUGGUUUCCAGGUUAAUUACUCCCUGACUAUAAUCGACACACCAGGAUUUGGAGAUACCAUGGGGAUUAAACGUGACCAAGAGAUCACCGCACAGAUAGCAGAAUGCUUUUUAAGCCCACAGGGCAUCCAACAAAUUGAUGCCGUGUGCUUUGUAGUUCAGGCCUCCCAAGCACGAUUAACCCAUGCACAAAAGUACAUUUUUGAUUCAAUUUUUGGUAAAGACAUAGCAAACAAUAUAUUGAUGCUCAUUACAUUUGCGGAUGGACAGCGUCCACCAGUCCUGGAUGCUAUCACUGCUUCCAACAUCCCAUGUAACACAGAUGACAAAGGGAACCCAGUUUAUUUCAAAUUCAACAAUUCUGCCCUUUUUGCUAACAAUAAGGAGUCUACCUGCAGUGAUAAGGUUUUUGAUAAAAUGUUUUGGGAGAUGGGUACGCAAAGUAUGAAAAGAUUUUUUGAUUCUUUGGAGCAGAUGAAUACAAAAAGUUUAACUCUUACAAAGGAGGUGCUUGAAGAGCGUAAACGUCUGGAAACAUCAAUAGAAGGUUUACUGCCUCAAAUCAGAGCAGGUUUGACUAAACUUGAGGAAAUUAGAAAGACAGAAGAGGCUUUAAAACAACAUAUGGAUCAAAUAGAGAGUAACAAGGACUUUGAGUAUGAAGUUGAAGUAACGGAGACAGUACGAGAGAGUAUAGCUGGAACUGGCAAAUUCAUAACUAACUGCCAGAAAUGCAACUAUACAUGUCAUUACCCAUGUGCUUUACCAAAUGAUGAACAAAAGAUCAAUUGUGCUUCUAUGAAAAAUGGGGAUUGUACUGUUUGUCCUGGCAAGUGUGUAUGGAGCGUUCACUCCAACCAACAGUACAAGUUUAACUAUGUAACUUCAAAGAUGAAGAGGACUUAUGAUGAGCUUAAGAAAAAUUAUGAAAAAGCAACAGGUGAAAAAAUGACAACAGAAAAAGUAUUUGAGCAGCUUCGACGUGAGCUUGAUGAAGUUGAAGAUGCUGUUUGUGCUCUCAUAGACAUCUCUCAUUACUGUAUAACACGGCUUGAGGAAAUUGCUCUCCGGCCAAACCCUCUCUCAACCCCAGACUACAUUGACCUCCUCAUUAACAAUGAAAAACAAGAAGCAAAGUCGGGAUUUCUGGAAAGAAUAAAAUCACUCGAGGAAGUGAAGCAGCAGGCUGUGAUAAUACAGAAACUCAAAAAUAAAGAAGAGCUUUUACCUUCUGAAAAAAUCAGAUACAACUAUAAAGAAGAGAGGAAGAAACAAAGGGGAGCUGUGGUAAGGCUGGUUGGGGCAGCAUACAGAGGAAUCAAAAAUAUAUUCACCUCUUGAAUCUCCUGAAUAUCAGCAAAUGUGCUGUCCUUACACUGGAAUGCUUCAAAGGUUAGCUGAUCAAGAAUAGACCAUUAAUACAUAGUCUAUAAUGUUUACUAUAGUGCAGUCCUAAGAAACUAAUGCCUUGUUAAAUAAAUAUAAAUUACUAACUUUCAUAUGAUUUAUCCACCUACUAAUACCAGUUGAUCAUAAUUUACAGUUUAAUAGUAUGCAUACAAUAUGAAGAAAACCAACUAAGACAAUCAAUGGAUACAGUUCAUUUUUAUCUUUAUGGUAAUGACAAGUAUGGAUAUCAUUUAAGCUUAUAAUAAAAUACUAACUAUACAAGAUUUAGAAAUGAUUUGUUACUUAUUUGUGCUGUAUUUGGAUUUAAGACCUUUGCUCUUAAUUCACCUUUUUUGGUUUCAAUGCAUAAGUUCAUUAAUGAUCACUUAAUAUUUUGACUAGUUCUAUAAUGCUAAAUAAUUUUCUAACUGCUUUAGAAAUCAUAUUAUUUUAAUACUCCAUGUAAAAUUUAGUAAAGGAAAUGCAAUUACCUCAGACCAGUAGCCAGUAUGACCAAUAAAGAAAUAAUAACUAAA